Messenger RNA from Racocetra persica, 188 nucleotides. The record is from the annotation of a GenBank genome assembly. NCBI's taxonomy places the organism in Eukaryota, Fungi, Glomeromycota, Glomeromycetes, Diversisporales, Gigasporaceae.
CACGUUGGCACGCGGGUCUAUAUUUUUAUGCUGGUAGAAGUGGAAAAACAAAUAUUCGCAAAAGUUCGGCACUAUGCCAAUGCAAUUGGAUAACCUGGAACAUACGUACGACUCCUUUUCUUAAAAUAGAACUUCUUUCUGGCAACUGGGCAAGGAAGGGGAUGACAAAUGGAUAUACGGAGAAUUAA